Dovyalis caffra is the source of this 3363-nucleotide messenger RNA. Lineage: Eukaryota; Viridiplantae; Streptophyta; Magnoliopsida; Malpighiales; Salicaceae. The record is from the annotation of a GenBank genome assembly.
AUGCAGCGUCAAAAAUCGAUACUCUCAUUCUUCCAGAAACCCUCGCCGCCCAAUCAGAGCUCCGGUGCCGGAGAAAAGAACGACUGUCGGCGAACUCCUCUGUUCUCGGCGAAGCAGCAAAACCAAAUCUUAGAUCAACCUGCGAUUCAUGGACCGGUGGACUCGUCUCUGGAGGUUAGAGGAACUGAUACGCCACCAGAAAAGGCGCCACGUCAGAUUUUACCGGCGAACUUUAACGAGAGCGAGGAGGCCAAAGUUCCUUCGGUUUUCUCGAGCAUUAUGCAUAAGUUCGUUAAGGUCGAUGAUAGAGAAAAACCUAAUGAGAGGAACCAGGUUCGUUCUGCUAAUGUUUGCACCAUACCUGGUACAUUUACCAACCCAAAAGAAUUGCCUAAGCAAGGAAUGGAUACACUAUACUCUGAGAAAGACAAUGGUUUUAGUUCCAAUGGCAUGGCUGUUCAAACAAGUGUAUUAAAUGAUGAAAGCGAGGAUGAUAUUCCUGGGCCUAAUACGCCAGGCAUGCGACCUCUAGUUCCUCGUUUGAAGAGGAUUCUAGAGGAUGGUCCUAAGUUUGAGAAUAAGAAUGGCUGUUUCUUGCCCAACUCUAGCAAAAGAAUGAAAGUUCUACAGGACUCAGCUUCCUUGAACAAAAAUCAUGAGGAAAUAUCUAAUUCAACUAGCAAGUUUGAAUGGCUUGACCCUGCCCGAAUUAGGGAUGCUAAUGGUAGAAGGCCCAGUGAUCCUCUGUAUGACAAAAAGACGCUUUACUUACCACCUGAUGCGUUGAAGAAAAUGUCUGCUUCUCAAAAGCAAUACUGGACUGUCAAAUCUCAGUACAUGGAUGUUCUACUUUUCUUUAAAGUGGGAAAAUUUUAUGAGCUCUAUGAACUGGAUGCUGAAAUUGGUCACAAAGAGCUUGAUUGGAAAAUGACAUUAAGUGGUGUGGGGAAAUGUCGGCAGGUUGGUAUAUCUGAAAGUGGGAUUGAUGAUGCUGUUGAAAAGCUAGUUGCUCGGGGAACGUUUACAAUUCACUUAUUGCUUUUGCGUUCUUUGGCAAGAUUUAAAGUCGGAAGAGUGGAGCAAUUGGAAACAUCGGAUCAAGCAAAAUCUAGGGGUGCAAAUUCUGUAAUCCAAAGAAAAUUAGUACAAGUUGUCACCCCAUCAACCACAACUGAUGGUAAUAUGGGCCCUGAUGCUGUUCAUCUUCUUGCCAUAAAAGAGGGAAACGUUGGAGUGGAUAAUGGUGCAACUGCUUAUGGGUUUGCUUUUGUUGAUUGCGCUGCUCUGCGAGUUUGGGUUGGAUCCAUCAAUGAUGAUGCAUCCCAGGCUGCUUUGGGGGCACUAUUGAUGCAAGUUUCACCUAAGGAAGUUAUAUACGAACAUAGAGGGCUUUCCAGAGCAGCUCAGAAAGCACUUAGGAAGUACUCAUCAACUGGUUCUACAACCCUGCAAUUGUCACCAGUGCUGCCUGCCACUGAUUUUGUGGAUGCUUCUGAAGUCAGAAAUUUGAUUCAAUCAAAGGAUUACUUUAAACGGUCUUCAAAUCCAUGGAACUGUGCACUUGACAGUAUAAUGCACCAUGAUAUAGCUCUAUGUGCUCUUGGCGGGCUUAUUGGUCAUCUAUCCAGGUUGAUGUUUGAUGAUGUUUUAAGGAAUGCUGAUAUUUUACCCUACCAAGUUUAUAGGGGUUACCUUAGAAUGGAUGGGCAGACUCUGGUAAAUCUGGAGAUUUUUAGUAACAGUGCUGAUGGUGGUACUUUGUUUAACUAUCUUGAUAAUUGUGUGACAUCAUCUGGUAAGCGGCUUUUGAGGAAUUGGAUCUGCCAUCCACUGAAACAUGUUGAAGGCAUUAAUAAUAGACUUGAUGUUGUUGAACAUCUAAUGGCUCGUUCAGAAAUUAUGUUAGUCAUUGCUCAAUAUCUUCGCAAGCUUCCAGAUUUGGAAAGAAUGCUUGGACGAGUUAAGGUUAGCUUUCAGGCCUCAGCUUCCCUUGCACUGCCCUUGAUUGGCAAAAAAAUGUUGAAACAACGAGUGAAAGUGUUCGCGUCUCUGGUGAAAGGGCUUCGGAAUGGAGUGGAUUUAUUAUUGCUAUUACUGAACGAAGGGCAACUAAUUUCAUCAUUGUCAAAAAUUUUUAAACUUCCAGAGUUUCAUGGUAGUAAUGGGAUUGAAAAAUUCCUUGGGCAAUUUGAAGCAGCUAUAGAUAGCGAAUUCCCAAACUACCAGAAACAUGAUGUGACAGAUUCAGAGGCUGAAACGCUUUCUGUGCUGAUUGAGUUAUUUAUUGAGAAAGCUACAGAGUGGUGCGAAGUCAUUCAUGCCAUCAAUUGUAUUGAUGUGCUUAGAUCUUUUGCAUUCACAGCAAGCAUGUCUUGUGGAGCUAUGUGUAGACCUGUUAUUUUGCCUGAGUCAAAAGCCAUUUCUUUCAGUGAGGGGAAAGGAGGGCCUGCACUUAAGAUUAAAGGGCUAUGGCACCCAUUUGCGCUCAGAGAGAAUGGAUUGCCUGUCCCAAAUGAUUUGUUCCUUGGUGAGGAUUCAGAUAGCCAAUGUCCCCGCACUUUGUUGCUGACUGGACCAAAUAUGGGUGGAAAAUCAACACUUCUGCGUGCUACAUGUCUAGCUGUUAUACUGGCACAGCUCGGUUGUUUCGUUCCCAGUGAGAAGUGUGUUCUCACACUUGCCGAUAUCAUUUUCACACGGCUUGGUGCCACUGAUCGAAUAAUGACAGGCGAGAGUACAUUCUUCAUCGAGUGCACAGAAACAGCUUCGGUGCUUCAAAAUGCCACUCAAGAUUCCCUUGUUCUUCUAGAUGAACUGGGUCGAGGAACAAGCACUUUUGAUGGAUACGCCAUUGCAUAUGCUGUAUUCCGCCAUCUUGUUGAGAAGAUAAACUGUCGAUUACUUUUUGCAACACACUACCACCCGCUCACAAAAGAAUUUGCUUCUCACCCACAUGUUUCAUUGCAAUACAUGGCUUGUGCCUUCAGGUCAAAACCUGAAGGGCAUUCUAAAAGUGACCAGGACCUGGUCUUCUUGUAUCGGCUUGUAUCUGGAGCUUGCCCAGCGAGCUAUGGAUUGCAAGUGGCAAGUAUGGCUGGCAUUCCAGAGCAAAUUGUUGAAGCUGCUUCACAUGCUGGUCAACUGAUGAAAAAAUCAAUUGGAGAAAGUUUCAAGUCAAGUGAGCGGAGGUCCGAGUUCUCAACUCUCCAUGAAGAGUGGUUGAAGACCCUGGUAAAUGUCUCAAAAAUCCGAGAAUGUAAUGCUGACGAUGAUGACAUUUAUGACACAUUGUUUUGCUUGUGGCAUGAAUUGAAGAGCUCGUAUGAAAACUUGUUGCUGAAAAAGUUGAUAGAAUCUGCAUAA